Salarias fasciatus (jewelled blenny) is the source of this 1259-nucleotide messenger RNA. RefSeq names its product N-alpha-acetyltransferase 20, NatB catalytic subunit (gene naa20). Gene Ontology annotation, cellular component: NatB complex. Gene Ontology annotation, biological process: N-terminal peptidyl-methionine acetylation. The coding region runs from base 37 to 573 and encodes 178 amino acids. The record is from RefSeq and is a predicted model, not a curated record. The transcript has 6 exons. NCBI's taxonomy places the organism in Eukaryota, Metazoa, Chordata, Actinopteri, Blenniiformes, Blenniidae. Gene Ontology annotation, molecular function: protein-N-terminal amino-acid acetyltransferase activity.
UCUGCAUUGUUUCUCUCAAUCCACUUCCGAGCCAAGAUGACAACACUGCGGCCGUUCACCUGCGACGAUCUGUUCAAAUUCAACAACAUAAAUCUAGAUCCUCUGACAGAAACUUAUGGGAUCCCAUUCUACCUGCAGUACCUGGCUCACUGGCCCGAGUACUUCAUCGUGGCUGAGGCUCCUGGAGGAGAGCUGAUGGGCUACAUCAUGGGCAAGGCGGAGGGAUCCGUGGCCCGUGAGGAGUGGCACGGCCACGUCACCGCUCUGUCCGUGGCCCCGGAGUUCAGACGCCUCGGCCUCGCCGCCAAACUCAUGGAGAUGCUGGAGGAAAUCUCAGAGAGGAAGGGGGGAUUCUUCGUGGAUCUGUUCGUGCGCGUGUCCAACCAGGUGGCGGUGAACAUGUACAAGCGUCUGGGCUACAGCGUCUACAGGACGGUCAUCGAGUAUUACUCGGCCAGCAACGGGGAGCCCGACGAAGACGCUUACGACAUGAGGAAAGCUCUGUCCCGAGACACGGAGAAGAAGUCCAUCAUCCCGCUGCCUCACCCCGUCAGACCAGAGGACAUCGAAUAACAGUAGACCGUGGCUCUCUGCUGCGGCACGCCGCCGUCUCGAGAUCGGCGGCACUGUAAAUAGUUUCACUCGCCGCACAGACUGAUGACUGUGGAGCUCAAGCAGGAGCAGAAUGACUGUAAACGUUUCUAUAGAUGAAUAUUGAGAAGUUACAUUCAUCUUGUAAGGACCAGUAAAUGUCUCUCCUGGGUUUUCUUUGCCCUCAGUAUAAUUUACAGGCUCACUUUACUCAGCCUUGGUGCUGUAUUGUAUUUGAAAUGACUGAACGAACCACAGUACUACUUUGGAUAUGAAGGCUAUAAAAUAUCAGAGGUGUUCAACUCUUUUUAGUUCAGUUUCCUCUUAGAACCAGGUUUACAAAUAUAUAACUAUUUAUUUUGAAUCUAUAUAAAGUGAAAGAUUGAGGAAACUAGAAAACCCAUUUCAGUUCAGAUGCCACAUGCAGCCGAAUUUCAAUUUAGCGCAAAGUGAGGCUCAUUUUCAGAGCUUGUCUAAUGAGAAGGAGCCUGUGAGUCAGCGCUGAGGGCAGAAAAAACCCGCUAGACUUCUACACGUCGUUCUGUUCCUACAUCGGCCCCAGAGCGUCUCCACUCCUCAGAGAGCCACUGGCUGUACAAAUGGUUUGAUCACCUGUAAACUACUCCAUGAACAUUUGCUUAAAAACAACACGAAAACCAGAGCGUGGA